This is a messenger RNA of Dermatophagoides pteronyssinus (European house dust mite), 1004 nucleotides long. RefSeq names its product ER membrane protein complex subunit 3 (gene EMC3). Gene Ontology annotation, biological process: protein folding in endoplasmic reticulum. The record is from RefSeq and is a predicted model, not a curated record. NCBI's taxonomy places the organism in Eukaryota, Metazoa, Arthropoda, Arachnida, Sarcoptiformes, Pyroglyphidae. Gene Ontology annotation, cellular component: membrane; EMC complex.
CUUCAUCAUCAUCAUCGUUCGGUGUUUUGAAAAUAUUAAAAACUCAAACAAACUAGAAAAACCAAAAAAUAUGUCCGAUGAUCUUUUACUUGAUCCCGAUAUUCGGGUAUGGGUAUUUUUACCCAUUGUUAUCAUUACAUUUUUUGUUGGUAUUUUACGUCAUUAUGUUUCAAUAUUGCUUCAUUCGAAUAAAAAAAUUGAAUUACAGCAAGUGGUCGAUAGUCAAGCAAUGAUUCGUAGUCGAUUAUUAAGAGAAAAUGGUAAAUAUAUUCCUAAACAGUCAUUCUUAAUGCGAAAACAUUUCUUCAACAAUGAAGAUAAUGGCUAUUUCAAAGAAGGACAGAAAAGAAAUUCAGCACCACCAAAUCCAAUGACCGAUCCAUCAAUGAUGACCGAUAUGUUAAAAGGAAACAUAACAAAUGUAUUGCCUAUGAUAUUGAUUGGUGGUUGGAUUAAUUGGACAUUUUCGGGUUUUGUUACGACCAAAGUUCCAUUUCCAUUAACAUUACGUUUUAAACCAAUGUUACAACGUGGUAUUGAACUAUUAUCAUUAGAUGCAUCAUGGGUAUCAUCAGCAUCAUGGUAUUUUCUAAAUGUUUUCGGUUUACGUUCAAUCUAUAUGCUAGUCUUGGGUGAAAAUAAUGCUGCCGAUCAAAGUAGAAUAAUGCAAGAUCAAAUGUUCGGUGCAGCAAUGUCAAUGCCAGCCGAUUCAAAACAAGCAUUUAAAGCUGAAUGGGAAGCAUUAGAAAUCUGUGAACAUAAUUGGUUAUUGAAAAAUGUUGAUAAUGAAAUUAUCGCUUUUAAUCAUCAUCAUCAACAACAUCAUUCCAACAAUGUUCAAUUAAUCAAUAGUCAAUAGUUUUGAAUUGAAUUUUAAUAAAUUAUUAUUAUUAUUAUUCUAAUCUAUAAUAUCUAAAAUCUACAAUUAAAUUUCAAUUGUGAAAUUUCCAGUAAAUAAUUUAAUAAUGAUGAUGAAUGAAAUUACUAUUAAAAUUACGUGUCGA